UGUAAACAAUACAAACACCUCAGAGGACACCACAUCACUGCACAAGAUGGGUUACAACUCUCAGCACAUCUUGACGAUAGUCUGUAGUUUCUCCUUCCAUCUGACCAUCUCCGAAUGGCUGUCCUCUCCAUUGCUGCGGAAACUGGCGCCUGUCUUCGUGACUUUACCGGCCAACAAACAGGUGGUACUGAGAAACAGCGUCAUGUCCAUCGUCCAUGCUGCAAUAUCAGGUGGUCUCGCCCUGUUCAUGCUCCUUUUUGUCGACGCCUUAAAACCAGACGAUCCGUGGUUUCAAACACCUAUCGUGGUCUAUACGACAUGUAUCUGUUUGGGAUAUACGGCAGCAGACAAUUUGAUGAUUGCGACUCAUGUCCCUCUACGAGACUGGAAGAUGGUACUGCAUCACUCUAUUGCCGUGUGGGCGUGUCAUAAUGUCAUUGCUGGACCUACAUUGCAGUAUUUUGUCAACCUUACUCUUCUGACGGAAUUGUCCACCCCCUUUGUGAAUAUGAGACUGAUUCUACACACCCUGGGCCACCGACAUUCACUGCUGUACAAAGUAAACGGCGUGGCCAUGCUGGUGGUGUUCUUCCUGUGUCGUGUCGUGACCGUCCCCAUUCAAUUCGGAGCGCUUCGACACAUGAAGACAGGCGAGGUGUACAAACUUGGAACUGGCGCUCUCAUCAACAUCUCUGUUCUGACUCCCAUCAUGUGUGUGUUGAACAUAUUCUGGUUCAUCAAAAUGUGCAAGGGUGCAUAUCGCGUACUGUAUGUUCCCAAGAUGGAUACGGAGUGAUUUUCAGUCACUUAAAAUCCAUUUCGAAUUAAGCUUUAUAUGCCUACACUUGAUUGAUGCAAUGUGCAAAUGAUGAUAUCUUUUUAAAAGUACGGUUUGCAAUUGUGUGGUACUGUUUUAAACUGAAACACUGGAAUACACAUAUUUGUUAUGCAUGCACGUACUAAAACAGACUCCAUUGUAUGCUUUUCGUCUAUUUUAAAACUUAAAAUGAAGUUUGAUUAGAUAUCAUUAUAAUGAAUCGCAUGCCAUGUUGAAAAUGAAGGUAGAUACGGCAGCGAAAUCUAUACAUAUAUACGACAUACUUUGCAUGAUCAGCAGGGUUACCAAAGACCUGACGAAAGAAUCAACAGAUGAAAGGUUGAACGAUGUAUUACGUUUCAAUACAUUUCAGCCGAACUGUAAA
Molecule: messenger RNA, 1202 nt
Organism: Branchiostoma floridae (Florida lancelet)
Lineage: Eukaryota; Metazoa; Chordata; Leptocardii; Amphioxiformes; Branchiostomatidae
Product: TLC domain-containing protein 4-B-like
Exons: 6
Coding region: 47-796 (249 amino acids)
Biological process (GO): lipid homeostasis
Cellular component (GO): endoplasmic reticulum; membrane
Source: RefSeq, a predicted model, not a curated record